AUGACGCUGCUGGCGCAGGGGCGUGGCUGGGCUGCGCGUGCUGUGGCAGCUGUGCGGCCCAUGGUGCGGCACGAAUCGACUGAGGCUACGCAGGUAGCUGUGCGCAAGACGGCGCCGUCCGCGAUGCAGCGGGCGCUGCCGAUUCUCUUCACCAAGUGGGACCUGAAGGAGUUUCCGCGGCUACUUCAGUCGCGCGAUCGCGUGCUGGAUGGGCCGACACACCAUGUCAAACCUGAUGAGGUGAGCCCUUAUGGCGGUAGUGUGACACUGUACAACGACGAGCAACGCCACUUUGCGACGCCCCCGCCGGCGAUCCAGACGAUGAUGCAAGCGGGCGGCGGCGGCGGCGAAGAAGUCAACUCGGAAAGCUACCUGAGUUCCGUCACACCGCUGAGUGCGAGCGAAGUGCAGGCGCUGCACCGCUACAACAUCCAGCUAAAGCGCGUCGUGAACAUGACCGGCAAGGGCCGAGUGGCCAGCUGGUACGCCCUUGUCGUGGCGGGCAAUGGCCGCGGGCUUGUGGGCUACGGCGAAGGCAAAGACGCUAAUGCAGGGCGUGCGAACAAAAAAGCGUUUCAUGCCGCGGUGAAAAACAUGGACCUCGUCUCGGUGCACCGCUCCAAAAGCGGCGCGAAUACCGUCGAGACGCCCGUCGAGGGGCGCUGGGGCGCUACGCGCGUUGCGAUUCGGCCGCGUCCGGCCGGCUUUGGCUUGCGUGUGCCGAACGUGAUCCACCCGAUCGCGCGCGCCGCCGGCUUCACGGACCUCGGCGCCGCCGUGUAUGGCUCAUCGAAUGCCAUGAAUGUCGUCAAAGCCACAUUGCAGGUACUGUGGGGCGGAAGCGCUCCGAUUGGCAUGGGUGGCGGCGUACGCGGCCCCAUGCGUCGCGAUAACCGCGGGCAGGGCGCGCGCUCGCGCCGCGAUAUGGAGCUGAGCCGUGGCCGGCGCCUCGAGGAACUGGAUGUGUAG
Messenger RNA from Malassezia sympodialis ATCC 42132, 969 nucleotides. RefSeq names its product mitochondrial 37S ribosomal protein uS5m (gene MRPS5). Gene Ontology annotation, cellular component: ribosome. The record is from RefSeq and is a predicted model, not a curated record. Gene Ontology annotation, biological process: translation. Lineage: Eukaryota; Fungi; Basidiomycota; Malasseziomycetes; Malasseziales; Malasseziaceae. Gene Ontology annotation, molecular function: RNA binding; structural constituent of ribosome.